AAAAGUUUUUGCAACAAGCCAAGAUGACGUAGUACGCUGAUUUCUGAGCAUGUAUUUACGUAGAAUUAAUUUUUAUGUCCUUAAGCUUGUCACCUUCGUAUGAUCGUCUUUGUUCUUUGCUAUGUGCUGUUUUACAUAUAAGAUUCAGYCUUGACGCUCAUGAACUCUGUUUAUCUACAACGUUGACACAAGUUUCUUAAAUAGAAAACUUGAUAUAUACGACUCCGAUCAACAACGUUUCGUUUGCAGGCCGCUAUUCUGUCUAAGUAGAAUGCCUAGCACACGAAACAGAGGACGAAACUAUGAACUUCUCUCGGCUAAGCUUGUAGAAGUUGGGUUAUUGAAGAGAAGAGAUGACAGCAACCGCAAUAAGCCCAAAAGACUUCCAUGUAAGAAGAUUAAGCAAGAACUCGAUGAAAUUCUAGACGAUGAAAGAGAAAUCAAAGACSUCAAAUCAAGAUCUUUUAAUGGAGUUGUUUCAAAGUCGAAGAAGGAGCAACUUGCUCAAACUCUACAAUGGCUAGAAGAAAACUAUGUCAUGUGUGAAGGAGUUUGUCUUCCACGGUGCAUUCUUUACGCUCACUAUCUGGACUUCUGUAGAAAACACCAAAUUGAAGCGGCUUGUGCAGCUACCUUUGGAAAGACAAUUCGUCAAAAGUUUCCACAACUUACAACUCGACGGCUUGGCACUAGAGGACAUUCAAAGUAUCAUUAUUAUGGAAUAGGAAUUAAGGAAUCUUCUGCAUAUUAUCAUUCGGUAUACUCAGGGAAGGGUCUCACUAGAUUUUCUGGCUCAAAAACGAAGAACGAGGGAACCUUCGCAUCACGGAAGUACUCUCUAAGCGCCAAGACAGGAACACUGCUACCCGACUUUCCCAAUGCGUUAUUACUGGAAUUACCACCAGAAGUAUCGCUAGAUAAGGUCCAUACUUUUAUAAUCAUGUACAAGACGCACUGUCAAUGUAUAUUAGAUACUGCCAUCAAUGCUAACUUUGAUGAAAUCAAAAAUUUUCUUCUUCAUUUCUGGCAAGGAAUGCCAGACCAUCUCCUUCCGCUCAUGGACACUGAGGUUGUAUCUGACGCCAUCUGCGUGUGUGAUUCUAUACUUUAUAAGGUAUUGAUGGAUGUCCUGCUACCAUCAUCAAUGCAAGACGUCCCGGAGGGGUUGCUUGCGGAUAUAAGAACUUUUGCGCGUCACCUAGAAACCUGGGUAACCACGGCAACAGAGCAACUACCGGAGUACAUAAAAGUCGGCAAAGUGCAAAUUGUCAGAAGAUUCGCUCAAUCCAUCAGAAGACAGACAUCGUUCCUUCAUCUUUCGCAGUUGUAGAAAAAUUCAAAGAGCUUCUUGUUGGUCAGUCAUCAGUUGAAUCGUACGUCGAAUGGCUCGAUCAUAUUGUAGAGGAAAAAGUGAUCCAGACUUGUGUAGAGACUGGGGCCGAUUUCAAGAACCGCGCACAAGACUUUUUGCUAAGAUGGUCAUUCCUAGGUGCUCGUCUGAUGCAUAAUCUGACACUGAACGCUUCAUCUUGCUUCGGUUCCUUUCAUCUCAUUCGUAUGUUGAUGGACGAGUACAUGCUCUUGAUCAUCGAAACACGGUUUUAUAACGAGAUGGAAGAAAAACUGCAAGAACUUUUGGACAGACAUCUGAAAAUGGGUGAAGGAAUCGACAAAGAUAACUCCCCUCUUCGAGUACAAACAGUCGUUACAAGAACAAAAUUCACAGUUCCCGACAUGGCCGAUAGCCUUCCUAGAUCCAAAAAAGGCGAUAUYGACACGGACGCUAAACCAGCCAAUAAAAAGAAGCGAACAAAAUCACGUGACGACAGAAAAACGCAUCGACUCAAGAAGCUUUCUCGCCCGAGUUCACAUGGUUAUAAGGAGAGCGGUCUUCCCCCAACACCUUUAGAASCAAAUGGAGGAUUUGUAAUGCCUACGCCUAGGGAGAAUUACUAUCCUGGUCAGCAUUCGCCUAGGGAGAACUACUWUCCUGGUCAGUUCGCCCCAGUCCUCACACCUCCUGUUUCCCCUGCGAUUUCGUCGUCUAGACAACAUAACAAUGGCCARGCACUAGUUACUUAUACGGGGCUUUCCAGUGGUAAGCGGUCGUGCGCAUACGAUAGCAGGGAGCCUGACCCCUCCCCUGACGUGAUUGAUAAACURGUGUCGCAGCACUUUCAGAAUUGUGGUCUUGGGGGAUAUGUAGCCGCUCCCGUCAAUAAUAACUAUAUGCCUUCGAGACAGGCGUAUCCUAGUGACCCACAACGACUUGACAACAGUUAUGGCCGCAUGAUGACGCAUGCGUAUUUCGCCCCUUUCAACGGUCACCCAUCUGACGUAACAACUACCCACGUGAUAUCCUGUAACAAUGGCAGCGUUUACAGCGAAGCUGGUCACGUGGUGGAAGAUCACGUGAUGAGCCAUGAUCAAGAAGAGUACAUCGAUAUUGCUGUAAACAAAUUAUUCAAUGGCGAAUGUGAGUUAGAGAAGGAUGACUGCGGCGAAGGACAUGACACAUUGCCUGCUAUCAACUCGCUGCUAAUGACAGAGGCAGCUAUCUAGUACUUAAACCAAGUGGUAGGCUACAAAAACACGGUGCUUAGAGUCUGAGGCCGAAAGGUUACAUGGGAAAGGUGUACUUAGCGYGCGUGCUAUGUCUAAUAUAUAGCUUCCUCAGUAGACAAUAUUUUUUCUUUUCGGGCUUCCUGUUGUUUGCCAAGGAAAGACUGGGGUGAGUGUACAUGCCAUUUUGUAAACACCUAGAAAGGGGUGACCUACGUAGCACGCAGUUGAUGUAAUGUAUUCAUAAAAUGUAUUGUAUUCCAUUGUUCCUCGUUCUAUUGUAUUAUGUGUUUUGUAUUAUAUCUUUAUGAAUAUAUUACAUCAACUGAGUGCUACGUAGGCUCUCCCCAUCUAGAAAGGACUUGCUCUUCGUCGUUAUUACUCUUCAUCUGUUUUGGUUCCAGUUUUCCUCUUCUCGUUACCACAGGAAAUCCAAUAGGGAAAACGUAGCUUACUAAAGCACGUUGAUCGAUUAAAUGAAUUAAUAUAUUUUAUAAGGAAAUAUCAUGAUAAUAUAAUUGCCUUUUCCCAGUUACCUUUUCGACAUCAGAUUCUAUGUGUCAUAUAUUUUGAAUUCUGACAAUCCUUUUAAAGACUUUCGAGAUGACUGACCGCUUUCAAAAAUAUUGAAGGCGCACGCAUGAAAGUGAGGCAUUUUGGGGUGAAAAUCACGCAAGUCUCGGAACACCGAAAAUAGGUCGUUUUUUGCUCAUUUUAUCGCAUUGAAAGCCCGCACACAUCUCUGAAGUGGUCUCAUUGAUGAAUAAAUCUACUUUCACAUAUGACGUUUGUCGAAAGAAAUCGUYAUGACAGGACCGAAAGGGAUUAUGGGGCAUUCUUCUCAAACAUGUCAUCUGUCAUUACAUUAUUAGCCACAUCUCCUCACGACAUUUUGAACUCUUAAACUAUUUAGWCGAAAAGGCAUGAAUUGUCUCACCCACAGAUCGGCUGCACCAUCUUGAAAGGUAGUUUUGGUUUUCAUUCCGAGUUUAUCGCGAUUUUAUCAAGAAAAACAUCUGUGUAUCAAUAUUUGAAAGUUGAAAGAAAGAAAAACUUCAACUCAAUAUAAAGGCGCUUUUUUUAAAACACUUGAAUCUGUAAAUUUAACCACUGUGCACGCUCUACCGCUGAUAUUUAGAUAUUCUUGUACCCAAGGCCCCAUUGAAUGAUAUUUUUUUUACUCAUAGCCGCAGUAACAGACUAACGUGGGCUCAGGGAAAACUGRAAACGUACUUAGAGCAAUAUGUAUAUACAAAUCCCGCUGAAUAUUUAGUUGUAUUUUAAAUAUGUUUUUGCAAAUAUAUAUUUAGACGUGUAGUCUGACUYUGGACCAGGGAURUCCCAUGAGYCUUUGCGAACUGAUGCUWGCUAGUUUUUGAUUGGCCAGUUUAAUUUACGUGCUUGUUUAAACCCAAGCCUGAACGCUCUGUGGUCGACMAACUGCCGUUGGCUCCUCCUGAUCUAUUCCAUUGUAUCUAUCGCAAAGGAUUGUAGAAAUGCAUUGUUCAGUGCUUUCAUGGAAUAAAAAUUCUUGCAGUGCAUGAUGGGAUAGCCCUGAUUUCCUCCUGCAUUCCAUACAUAUAUAUAGUGUAUAUUUUUACGUUUCUUUUAACACAGUUAUCACCAUUAUCUAAUAUUCAUAAAUAUCAAAUCAUUAAA
This is a messenger RNA of Exaiptasia diaphana, 4221 nucleotides long. Its product is annotated as DNA-binding protein RFX6. Gene Ontology annotation, molecular function: DNA-binding transcription factor activity, RNA polymerase II-specific; RNA polymerase II cis-regulatory region sequence-specific DNA binding. NCBI's taxonomy places the organism in Eukaryota, Metazoa, Cnidaria, Anthozoa, Actiniaria, Aiptasiidae. The record is from RefSeq and is a predicted model, not a curated record. Gene Ontology annotation, biological process: regulation of transcription by RNA polymerase II.